Molecule: messenger RNA, 1297 nt
Organism: Nymphaea colorata (pocket water lily)
Lineage: Eukaryota; Viridiplantae; Streptophyta; Magnoliopsida; Nymphaeales; Nymphaeaceae
Exons: 3
Coding region: 221-1060 (279 amino acids)
Source: RefSeq, a predicted model, not a curated record
GAUCCGACCUGCGCCCACAGGUGUACUAAAAGGAGGGCAAGUACAUUCGGUUUUGCCACCAAGGUGCCCAAUUCCGCCUCCUCCACCGCCACCGCCACUAGUGAAGCACAGUGAAGCCACUUUCCUCUCUCAAAUCUGUAUAUAAGGGCUUCGUUGUCGCUGUAAGCUCCUCUCAUCUGGAACUAGACAUACAGAGAGUGAGAAAGAGGCGAGGAAGCUAAUGGGGUCGGAGGAGCCAUGGAAUCGGUUGGAUGGGAAGGUGGUGCUGGUGACGGGAGCAUCGUCGGGGCUCGGCCGCGAGUUCUGCCUCGACCUCGCCAAGGCCGGCUGCGACGUAGUUGCCGCCGCCCGCAGGACCUCUCUCCUCCAGUCCCUCUGCGACGAGAUCAACGGCAUGCGUGACCGGCCGGGGAGCGGCGGGAGGAGUGGUAGGGCGGUGGCCGUUCAGCUGGACGUCAGCGCGGAGGAAGCCGCCGUGGAGGAGGCCGUCGGGAAGGCGUGGGCUGUCUUCGGAAGGAUCGACGUCCUCCUUAACAAUGCCGGUGUCAGAGGCACCAUCUGUUCGCCCUUAGGUCUGACUGAAAAGGAGUGGAAUCAAACGUUAAAUACCAACUUAAGAGGGACUUGGCUGGUGUCUAAAUGUGUGAGUAAGCUUAUGAUUGAAGCUCAUCAGAAAGGUUCGAUAAUCAACGUUGCAUCAAUCACCGGUCUGAACCGUGGGACACUGCCUGGGGCGUUAGCCUACAGCGUCUCAAAGACUGGAGCAAACGUUGUUACGAGGACAAUGGCAUUGGAGCUGGGAAAAUACAAUAUAAGAUGUAACGCCAUCAACCCGGGCAUCUUCAAAUCUGAGAUCACUGCGGGGCUGAUGAAGAAAGAUUGGCUGGACGUUGUCACCAGCAAAACUGUUCCUUUGGGGACUUUUGGCACUUCGGAUCCAGCAUUAACAACCCUUGUUCGUUAUCUGGCUCAUGACUGUUCUGCGUAUGUCAAUGGGAAUAGCUUUGUUGUUGAUGCUGGGGCUACGUUGCCGGGCAUCCCAAUCUGGUCUUCUUUAUGAUGCAUUGUUAGGGGAGUAUGCUGGCUGCCAUCUUCAUGGUCUUUCGGUCAUACAAGUCAUGGUUUACUGUAAGGGGAAACUCUUGGUGGUUGAGUUCUUCGAACUUAAGAGCUUGUAAUUUUGAGGGGCUACCAACUUGCUUUCAAAUCUUGUUAUCUCUGCGGUGAUAGAUACUUAAUAAAAUUUGGUGUAAACAGAAGUUGUAUGCCCUGUUUUUAGCAGAGGCUUGUCCCUUCA